GGCCUGGGCGCGGGGCGGGGCCUGGGCGCAGAGCCGGCGGCCGCGACCGGCAGGAGGAGAAAGAACAUGGCGGGUGCGGCGGCACCCGGGACCGGCCUGGGGGCUGCGGGCGGAGAUGGAGACGAUUCGCUCUACCCGAUCGCGGUUUUAAUCGACGAGCUCCGCAACGAGGACGUGCAGCUCCGUCUCAACAGUAUUAAGAAGUUAUCGACAAUUGCUCUAGCACUUGGAGUAGAAAGGACACGAACCGAACUGCUGCCGUUCCUUACAGAUACCAUUUAUGAUGAAGAUGAAGUACUUUUAGCCCUUGCUGAACAGCUGGGAAAUUUCACAGGCCUGGUGGGAGGUCCUGACUUUGCCCACUGUCUGCUGCCUCCUUUGGAAAGCCUGGCAACUGUGGAAGAGACUGUUGUUCGUGAUAGGGCUGUGGAGUCCCUGAGACAGAUCUCCCAGGAGCAUACUCCUGUUGCUCUGGAAGUUCAUUUUGUACCUCUGGUGAAACGCCUAGCCAGUGGCGAUUGGUUCACCUCUCGAACAUCUGCAUGUGGUUUGUUCAGCGUUUGCUAUCCCAGGGCUUCAAAUGCUGUCAAGGAAGAAAUUAGACAGCACUUCCGUUCUUUGUGCUCAGAUGACACACCAAUGGUACGACGUGCUGCUGCUUCCAAGUUGGGUGAAUUUGCAAAAGUUUUGGAAUUAGACAGUGUGAAAAGUGAAAUUGUUCCAUUGUUCACGAAUCUAGCUUCAGAUGAACAGGAUUCAGUACGACUUCUAGCUGUGGAAGCUUGUGUCAGUAUUGCUCAGUUACUGUCCCAAGAUGAUCUUGAGGCCUUGGUGAUGCCUACACUUCGACAAGCAGCAGAAGAUAAAUCCUGGCGAGUUCGCUAUAUGGUAGCUGACAAAUUUUCAGAGCUCCAGAAAGCUGUGGGUCCUAAAAUCACCCUAAAUGACCUCAUCCCCGCCUUUCAGAACCUACUGAAAGACUGUGAAGCUGAAGUCCGAGCAGCUGCUGCCCACAAAGUAAAAGAACUUUGUGAGAACUUGCCUAUUGAAGGUAGAGAGACCAUAAUUAUGAAUCAAAUCUUGCCUUAUAUAAAGGAAUUAGUAUCCGAUAUGAACCAACAUGUCAAAUCGGCUCUAGCUUCUGUAAUUAUGGGAUUGUCUACGAUUUUGGGUAAAGAGAAUACCAUUGAACAUCUUCUGCCUCUUUUUUUAGCUCAGUUAAAGGAUGAGUGUCCUGAAGUUCGUUUGAAUAUCAUCUCCAAUUUGGAUUGUGUAAAUGAAGUGAUUGGAAUCCGACAGCUCUCUCAGUCUCUCCUUCCUGCCAUAGUGGAGCUGGCCAAAGAUGCCAAGUGGAGGGUCCGGCUGGCCAUCAUUGAGUAUAUGCCGCUGCUAGCAGGCCAGCUGGGUGUGGAAUUCUUUGAUGAAAAGCUGAAUUCUUUAUGUAUGGCCUGGCUCGUGGACCAUGUAUAUGCCAUCCGAGAAGCUGCUACCAACAACCUCAUGAAACUAGUUCAGAAGUUUGGUACAGAGUGGGCCCAAAAUACCAUCGUUCCCAAAGUGUUGGUAAUGGCAGAUGAUCCUAAUUACUUACAUAGGAUGACCACUUUAUUCUGCAUUAAUGCACUGUCUGAAGCCUGUGGUCAGGAAAUAACCACUAAGCAAAUGCUGCCCAUCGUAUUAAAGAUGGCAGGAGACCAAGUAGCAAAUGUUCGUUUCAAUGUGGCCAAAUCUCUACAAAAAAUUGGACCAAUUUUAGAUACCAAUGCUUUGCAGGGGGAAGUUAGGCCAGUACUACAGAAGUUAGGUCAAGAUGAAGACAUGGAUGUCAAAUACUUUGCACAAGAAGCUAUCAGUGUUCUUGCGUUGGCAUAAUGAGGAACAGGAGGGAAAAACCUUUACUAAAUUCCUAGCACAGAUUUCUAGUCAAUGUGUCCUUAAAGUAGGUGGAGAGAAAAUGGAAAACCUUCAAGAUAUCAUCCAAACAAAUGGCAACAACUUAGAAGAAAUCAAAUUUCAGUGACUUGGUUCUUUCAAAAGAUGAAACGGGAUUGUUCUUUACUCAUCUUCCCUGUUGGGAUGAUUAUUUAAGCCCAUCUUAUUGACUGGUUCCUGACACGUGGUACAGUCAGCUCUUAAUUGUCUCCUAAUGCUUCAUCUGGCGCCAUCUGGGCUCCUGAAUCCUCACUGGUUCAUCAGACUCUGACUACGGAAUAUUCUGGACAAAGCCCAGAUGGAAUGGGACCCACUCGUGAGUUGAGGGAUUCUCUUGAUGUUUGUGUGCAUCCGUGUGUCUUUCCAUCGUUCCAAAGUUAAAUGCACAUGUUUAGCAUUACUUAUUUUAUACCCUGUCUGUUUGGGAGACAUGUCAAGAUUUGACUGUAGUGAGAGCCGCAUUGUCCUGGAUUAUGGUGAUCUGCAUCAGGGUCUCACAUGAGAGGGGGAUGUGGACGCUCAGGGUCAGUUAUUGGUUGCUUUUUGUUUUUAUUUGCUCGUUCUUGACUAAUCAUGCCAUUUAGAAACCUGAAAUGUGGAUGUGUCUUGCUGCUAAUGUGUGAUGUUGACACCUAAUUUCAACAACUCACCACUGUGACUGCAUUAAAAAAUACUUCUUCACUCCUUUUCCUUGUGAGAAACUUUAGCUUUAGAGCCUUCUAAUAAGCAGUUGUUCUACUGUUUCUUUGUAAGACUGCAGUUUUGUAUUUUGAAUGAGUGUAGGAGCCAUGGGUGUAAGACUAGAUUUCCUACUCUUCACCUGGUUCAGUAACAUCUGGUCUUUGCUAUAUUAUAGCUUUCCAGACUGAAGUUUCAUUGCUAAUUUUUUAGUAUGGGUGAUGCUGGAAUCUUAUCAUUUGAAGUGUUUUUCUACUUUUACAGUAAAACCUCAUUGAUUCUCCAAUUUAAGAUAAUGAGCUAAGUUGAAGAGUUUAUGGAAGCAAAUUAAUAUGUUGUAAGGAAAUCUACUGGAACUACUUAAAUAGUGUUAAAGCCGUCUUCGAAAAGCACCCAUUUAUCAUUUGAUAUGCCAAGUACCAGUCUUUUCAGUCAUACUACAAGACCUUCCAUGAGGCUCUCACAUUUGUUUAGAUGCAUGCAAUUUACUCUUUAUCCUUGAUGUAUUUCACAGAGAAUGUAAGUAUUUUUUCUUUUAAAAUUAUUGACAUUUUUCACCUUAUCAAGCUCCCUUGACUCUAAUGAAUUUUAUUAAUGAGAUUUUACUGUAACUUAUUUUUCUCUCAGUGCCUCUUGCUAUGGAGUUUGCUUCCUUCUGUUUUGGUUUUUGAACAGUUGAUUUUAUUCACAACCUCUUUUAAAUCUAAUGAGCCUUUUUCUGUUUUGCGAAGACCCAAAACGACUCCUGUGAAACUUUGUAAAUUAAGCCGAGUUUAUAGAAAACCAAGUUUUACUACCUACUUUCAUGUUUGUCUUACAUUAGAAAACAGAACAGACAUUUUAAAUCAUAAGUUACCUGCCUGCAUUUUAAACUGCCAAAUUACUUUAUAGUAGUUUCCAUUUUAUGACUUUGGACCAAGGAGUAAAUAUUUUCCUAAGCAAAAAUCUUUUUCUACAUUUUUGCUUUAAUAUCCUAAGCCGAUAUGUUGUAAACAUUUUAAUUUUAGUUUAGUGGUUCUUUACUUGCUAUUACCUGCAAGUUAUGUUUCUUUUCAUUGAGUUCCACAUUUGAAAGACUUUUGUCUUAAUUCUUGAAACAGAUUUGUAUUGAGACCAUUGCAAAUGCCAUUAAUUUGGGGAUAGACUUUUAAAAUGCCCUUUUGUCUCCCCCUCCCCCGGGGAGCCCCAUGCAGUGCCCUCUCUACCCUAAUUCUGUUUGAGGGAGGGGUGGUGAGCUCUUGCUUUUUCAGGCAUGGCUCUUGGAGCUCAGCAGGAUCCCUCUUAUUUGGGGUGAUCCCUCAGGGACUUCAUUGUUUCUCAAUAGGGAAUCUCUCUUACUAGUCUUUAGCAGAAUUGCUUUGGUCCAUAACCUGAUUAUUUUUUCCAUGGAUUGGUUCUCUUAUCUUAAAAAAAAAAUCUUUUUUUAACAUUCCCAGAUCAAGGACUAAAAGUUCUCCCAUCUUGAUUUCACUAAAAUAUAAGCUCUAGGAGCUCUGUAGGGACAGAGAUUUGUAUCUGUUUUGUCUUGUGCGUUACCACCAGUGCCUGAACCAGUGUCUGGUUUACAUAGCAGGUGCUCAAUAAAAACAUUCAAUGAAUAAAUUUCUAAAAUCU
This is a messenger RNA of Carlito syrichta (Philippine tarsier), 4224 nucleotides long. RefSeq names its product protein phosphatase 2 scaffold subunit Abeta (gene PPP2R1B). Gene Ontology annotation, cellular component: protein phosphatase type 2A complex; cytoplasm. Gene Ontology annotation, molecular function: protein phosphatase regulator activity; protein binding. The coding region runs from base 67 to 1872 and encodes 601 amino acids. The transcript is spliced from 15 exons. Lineage: Eukaryota; Metazoa; Chordata; Mammalia; Primates; Tarsiidae. Gene Ontology annotation, biological process: protein dephosphorylation. The record is from RefSeq and is a predicted model, not a curated record.